Molecule: messenger RNA, 1175 nt
Organism: Impatiens glandulifera
Lineage: Eukaryota; Viridiplantae; Streptophyta; Magnoliopsida; Ericales; Balsaminaceae
Product: 50S ribosomal protein L25
Exons: 3
Coding region: 99-878 (259 amino acids)
Biological process (GO): translation
Cellular component (GO): cytosolic large ribosomal subunit; ribosome
Molecular function (GO): 5S rRNA binding; structural constituent of ribosome
Source: RefSeq, a predicted model, not a curated record
UAAUAAAGGUUGCGGCUUGAAAACCCUCUCAAACUCUUUCUCCUCCUCCUCCUUCAUCUCUUCCCGGCGCCGCCGUUCUCACCCCUCCCCUUGUCUAAAUGCUGAAUCCGCGGCGACUUCUCUACAGAACUCACCAUUUCCGUCAAUUCUCCCAAUCAGCGGCUGCCCUUCUCCUUGACGAUCCCCAUGUCCCUUUCUCCUACCUCGACGGGUUUCCAAAACCUGAUCCCAAAUACGCUGAAAUUAUCAAGGCAGUACCUCGCGCAAUCUCUGGCAAGAAUAUCUCUGCCAAGGAACGAAAGGUCGGUCGAGUCCCCAGCAUAGUGUUCGAGCAAGAAGACGGCCAACAUGGCGGCAACAAGAGACUCAUUUCGGUCCAAACUAAUCAGAUCAAGAAACUCGUUACCCAGCUCGGAAGGUCCUUCUUUCUAUCCAGGGUUUUUGAACUCGAGGUUCGCCCCGAUUUCGACUCCGAUGACAUUGUGGAGAAGGUUCGCGUCUUGCCUCGCCAGCUUCAUCUACAUGCUGGUACUGAUAAGGUGCUCAAUGUCACCUUCAUAAGGGCCCCUUCACAUGCUUUAUUAAAGGUCGAUGUUCCACUUGUUUUCAGAGGAGAAGAUGUAUCACCUGGACUUAAAAAAGGUUCUUAUUUUAACAUAAUAAAGAGGACUGUUAAGUUCCUGUGCCCAGCAGAUAUAAUCCCUCCAUAUAUUGAUGUGGAUCUGAGUGAGUUGGAUGCGGGUCAGAAGUUGGUGAUGCGAGAUCUGAAGUUUCAUCCCGCUCUCAAGCUUGUUCAAUCAGAGGAUCUACCCGUAUGUAAAAUUAUGGGAGGAAGGGCAUCUGAUAAGGCAGCCGAUCAACAAAAGCCAGCAAAAUAAUCUCUGAAUCUUUUUUGUUAGCCUCAGCAGAUUUGCAAACGGGCAAGAGAGGAUAAAGAUAGCCUGCCUUGUUCUUGCCCAGAGUAUAUUUCUCUUUCUUUUGAUCUCAAUAAUCAUAAUUGUCAUUUUGUUUGCAUUUGGAUGCUAUAUUAUUUGUUGCUGGUCAGACAAACGUUUCCAAAAGUUUGUAGAACCUUGGAAGGAAGUUAGUUCUCUCCAAUGCAUUUUACCAAUGUCUUUUACCUUUCACCUUAAGCGAGACAUAUUUAGUUACAACAACUAGGUAGUUCUUUGUCA